GCCGCAGGGCGCAGGGGCGCGGCGCUCUCGGUGGUACCUGAGGUCAUCAGGGCGCGACGGCGGCGGGAGCUGUGUGCGGCUGCUCUCGGCGGGCUCCCGGCGGGCUGUUUUCGGACAGACAUGACCACACAGUACGGCAUUCUCUUCAAGCAAGAGCAAGCUCACGAUGAUGCUAUUUGGUCAGUUGCCUGGGGCAAAAAUAAAAAUGAUGGUUCUGAAACAGUGAUCUCCGGCUCUUUGGAUGAUCUGGUAAAGGUCUGGAAGUGGAAUGAUGAAAAGCUGGAUCUGCAGUGGACUCUGGAGGGCCACCAGCUGGGGGUGGUGUCUGUGGACAUCAGCCACACGGGUGCCAUUGCAGCAUCCAGCUCCCUGGACGCCCACAUUCGCCUCUGGGACUUGGAGACUGGCAAGCAGAUCAAGUCCAUAGAUGCUGGUCCUGUUGAUGCUUGGUCCCUGGCUUUUUCACCUGAUUCCCAGUACCUUGCAACAGGAAGUCACGUGGGGAAAGUAAAUAUUUUCGGUGUUGAAACUGGAAAGAAAGAAUAUUCUCUGGACACCAGAGGAAAGUUCAUCCUUAGCAUUGCAUAUAGUCCAGAUGGAAAAUACUUGGCCAGUGGAGCUAUAGAUGGCAUUAUCAAUAUUUUUGAUAUUGCGACUGGAAAACUUCUGCAUACGCUAGAAGGCCACGCCAUGCCCAUCCGCUCGCUGACCUUCUCCCCUGACUCCCAGCUACUCGUCACUGCCUCCGACGACGGCUACAUCAAAAUCUACGACGUGCAACAUGCAAAUUUGGCUGGCACAUUAAGUGGUCAUGGAUCCUGGGUUUUAAAUGUAGCAUUUUGUCCUGAUGAUACCCAUUUCGUUUCCAGUUCAUCUGAUAAAAGUGUGAAGGUUUGGGAUGCUGGAACAAGGACCUGUGUCCAUACUUUUUUUGACCAUCAAGAUCAGGUUUGGGGAGUGAAAUACAAUGGAAGUGGGUCCAAAAUUGUGUCUGUUGGUGAUGACCAAGAAAUUCAUAUUUAUGACUGUCCAGUUUAAAUGUCUUGACUUAGAUACUUCAGUAAAUGUCUUGUAGCAGUUUCAAGGGACUGCUACUGUCCUAUGUAAUUUUUUUGGUAUGAUAAAAGUGUUCAUACUGAUCUGCAAAACCAGAUCCAAUUUUGAUUUUGCUUAGCAUGAGAGAAAAAACUUACUUUUUUAAAAUAAAAGCUACAGCUCCAA
Molecule: messenger RNA, 1221 nt
Organism: Passer domesticus (house sparrow)
Lineage: Eukaryota; Metazoa; Chordata; Aves; Passeriformes; Passeridae
Gene: SKIC8
Product: SKI8 subunit of superkiller complex
Exons: 10
Coding region: 121-1038 (305 amino acids)
Cellular component (GO): Cdc73/Paf1 complex
Molecular function (GO): protein binding
Source: RefSeq, a predicted model, not a curated record